UAGAAAGGAUGAAGGUAAUCACUUGUGAAAUUGCAUGGCAUAAUAAGGAGCCAGUGUACAGCUUAGACUUCCAACAUGGAACUGAUGGGAAAAUCAACAGACUGGCCUCCGCUGGAGUGGACACUACUGUUCGUAUAUGGAAAGUAGAAAAAGGACCUGAUGGGAAAGCAAUUGUCGAAUUCCUCUCCAAUUUAGCUCGCCAUACCAAAGCUGUGAAUGUUGUACGUUUUGCUCCCAAUGGUGAGAUUCUAGCAUCUGGUGGAGAUGAUGCUGCAAUUUUGUUAUGGAAGUUGAAUGACAACAAAGAGUUAGAGCCAAUUGCAUUUCAAGAUGAUGAUGAUAACCAGCUGAAUAAAGAAAACUGGACAGUAAUUAAAACGUUAAGAGGUCACUUAGAAGACGUAUAUGAUAUUUGCUGGACUCCUGAUGGAAAUUACAUGGCAUCUGCAUCAGUUGAUAACACAGCUAUAAUGUGGGAUGUCUGUAAAGGGCAAAAGGUUUCUAUUUUUAAUGAACACAAAAGUUACGUGCAAGGAGUAACAUGGGACCCUGUAGGACAGUAUAUUGCAACUCUUAGUUGUGAUAGGGUACUGAGAGUAUAUAACACGCAAACUAAACGAGUAGCAUUUAAUGUUACCAAAAUGCCAUCAGGUGGAGGAUCUGAAGGAGAGGUGAAAAGCUAUCGAAUGUUUCAUGAUGACAGCAUGAAAUCAUUCUUCCGGAGAUUGACUUUUACUCCUGAUGGUUCUCUGCUUCUUGCUCCUGCAGGCUGUGUGGAAUCAGGAGAAAAUGUAACAAACACUACUUAUGUUUUUUCCAGAAAUAAUCUGAAGAGGCCUAUAGCUCACCUACCUUGUCCUGGGAAGGCAACCUUAGCUGUUCGUUGUUGCCCAGUCUACUUUGAGCUGAGAUCUGCACACAGUGAAGAAGAUGCUUCCCCGAAGACUGGUCUGAUAAAUCUGCCCUAUCGAUUGGUUUUUGCUGUUGCUUCUGAAGAUUCUGUGCUCUUCUAUGAUACACAGCAGUCCUUUCCUUUUGGUUAUGUAUCUAAUAUACAUUACCACACUCUGAGUGACAUUUCAUGGUCCAGUGAUGGAUCCUUCCUUGCUAUCUCUUCUACGGAUGGAUAUUGUUCUUUUGUGACUUUUGAAGAAAAUGAACUUGGAAUACCACUGAAAGAGAAGCCAGUUAUAAGUGUCAGGACCCCCAGCACAGCAGAGAAGAAAUCAAAAAGGGGUCAGUCUCCCAGCGUUGUCUCCCCAUCUGCCAAACCAGCGGAUGGCACUCCUAAUAGAACCAUGGAUCCAAGCAGUCCGACUGUGCAAUGCAAAGCUCCAGUACACAGUAAAGACUCACCUUCAACACCUAUUGCUGUUAGAAGCAUCCCAACGCCUUCCUCAGAGGAGAGGAAACCCAUGCAGCCAUCAAGUCAGAGUUCGAAAGUAAACCAGCCCAGAAGAAUUACACUCGAUACAUUACAAUCUUGGAGUAAGACACCAAGGAGAGUUGCCUUGAUUCCUCUAAAACCAGAUACUCCAGACUCAGCACCUUCAAGCUUAGACACUACAGCUUCUUCCACAGAAACUAUUCAACAUGAGAGACCCUCACCACCUGAGGACCCUUUGCAAAAUCCACCAUCACCUAAACGUCUUAGAAUUGCUGAAGCUCCCAUUUUUUAAUAAAAUAAAAAUAAGAUGUAAACCCACUGAAGUGCUGGACUGUGAUGGAUGCCUUGCCUGCAACACAUGCAGAGUUGUCCAAAUAAUACUCUUGGAAAAAACAUCUGCAAUAGAUGUUGGUGAACAGAACCCCAUCUGUACAAAACACUUCUUCGUAGCAGGGAAGUAGCUGUAGUACUCUUUGCCCAAGCUUUCUAAGCAGAUGUUGGCUAUGUGACAGGCCAUUCAGAGUUUUGGAGUCUGAAAAUGCCACAUGGUUUCAUUUCAAUAACCAUUUAAGUGCUCUCCCCCCACCCUUGCUUCCUUUUCAAAAAGUGGUUAUAUCUGCUUCAUACUUUAGGUGCACAAGCUAAUUUGCACAAUGUAAUCUCAGAGAGGUUUGUAAAUCAAAUAAAUUCCUUCUGCCUUCCAGAUCAUUCAUAUGGGCAGAGGUUACAUGUAAAUGCAAAUAUCAGAAAAUUCCAAGGCUUUUCCCUACAUGCAAGUGAAAAGACAAGUCUUCAAUGGGCAGUUAUACAAGUUGUUCUGAAAACAAAAUUGAAAAGCCUACACUGCUUAAUUUAAUUAAAUUCAUUAAAAGACUGUC
Messenger RNA from Elgaria multicarinata webbii, 2265 nucleotides. It is a transcript of the gene CHAF1B, whose product is annotated as chromatin assembly factor 1 subunit B. Gene Ontology annotation, cellular component: nucleus; CAF-1 complex. Gene Ontology annotation, biological process: DNA replication-dependent chromatin assembly; nucleosome assembly. The transcript has 13 exons. NCBI's taxonomy places the organism in Eukaryota, Metazoa, Chordata, Lepidosauria, Squamata, Anguidae. The record is from RefSeq and is a predicted model, not a curated record. The coding region runs from base 9 to 1679 and encodes 556 amino acids. Gene Ontology annotation, molecular function: protein binding.